AGAAUUGGUGGAGCGAAGUGAUAUCUUGGCUUCAGGACCGUCCGAUGAAUGCGCCGACAGUGCCAACAAGAACCAAGUAGUGAAGUGAUCCAAGGAGUGUUGCUUCAGACCAUCACUCUACCUCGGAAGCUCUUGUUCAGCGUCUCUUGUCUUGCAUACUAGCUAGUUUGAGCUAGAUUAGCCCUCGUUCACUGAGAUUUUGGGACGAGCAAUCCACCACUCAUCCGCUUGCCUCUAGCUAGUUAGUGCCUGUAUCCCCCAAGACACCCAAGACCAGCAGACAGUUGUCACAUCAUUACUUCACAGCUGAGUUACCAUGUUCAAGAUCAGAAAGUCAAAGUAUCGUCACGUCUAUUGCGACGCACCGAAGGUCGAGCAAUGUUGGACCGACUUUCGCAUGUCCACCGUGACUGGUGAUCAACAAUACAUCAAAGCUUCCACCAAAUACUUUGCAGUCGGUAUGGCUGGUGGUGGUGGCUCGAUGGUUGUCGGUAGAUUGGACCGCCCGGGUCGUUUCGAGGCUGGACUGUGUCCGAUUGUCACUGGGCACACUGGUGCUGUAAUGGACAUGGAUUGGAACCCCUUUGAUGAUUCCAUGUUGGCCACUGGAAGUGAGGAUACCAAAAUUAAAAUCUGGUCUAUUCCCGAAGAUUGGGAGCCUACUGAUGAGAAAGGUAAUGCCAAGAAAGGUGAGAAUCUCUCCGAGUCGUUGAUUGAUCUGGUAGGCCACCAGAAGAAGGUGACACUGCUUCGCUACCACCCAUCUUGCGAGGGGGGACUGCUCAGUACCAGUGCCGACACAUCUGUCAAAAUUUGGGAUGUGGAAAGUGCCGCGGAAGUGCAGUCAUGCGAAGAAACUCAUGAUUUGAUCCAGGAUAUCGUUUGGGACUACAAGGGAGACAAUUUCGCCUACAGUGCCAAAGAUAAGGCAGUUCGUUUUGUCGAUGCUCGAUCCAAUAACGUUAUCAGUAAGAUCGAAAAGGCCCACGAAGGAAGUAAGAGUGUGAAACUUGUCUACGUGGGAGAAACUGGAAAAAUGUUCUCCUGCGGGGCAUCUCGGCAGUCAGCCCGAGAGAUCAAAGUUUGGGACCUGGCCAACCUUGAUAAACCACUUCACACCGAGAACGUUGACACUGCCGCAGGUGCAAUGAUUCCUCUAUACGACCACGACACUAGUGUUUUGUACCUGGCUGGAAAAGGUGAUGGAAUUGUGCGUCUCUAUGAAUACGAAGAUAAGGCACCUUUCAUCUUCAAGCUUAACGAUGGAUUCAGGUCGAACACGCCCGGAAAAGGUUACUGCACAGUCCCAAAACGAGGACUUAACAUUAUGGGUCAUGAAACCGUUCGUAUGCUCAAGGUCGCAAAUAACGAGGGUGUGCAACCACUGAACUUCUACGUCCCCAGAAAGUCACAAGAUUUCCAAGAUGAUAUUUUCCCUGACACUGCCAGUGGAACGCCUGCCCAUGCCUUCGGUGAGUGGUGGGAGGGAUCGUCAAAGGGACCUGUACUGAUGUGCCUAAACCCUGCCAAAGGCGGGGGUGCGGGCGGCGCCGCUGCAGCACCAAAAAAGAAGUUCAAAUCUGCAGCUGUAUUAUCCAAAGAGCUGGAAGCCGCCAACGCACGAAUUGCGAUGCUGGAAGCAAAGCUGGCAGAAAACAACAUUUCACUCGAAUAGUUCCCGUUGUUGAAACGAGAAGGAGACGACGACAAUAAACGAAUGGGCAAGAGCCAUUGCGCUUUUUCGAAUCAAUGGAGCGGAAAAGUGAUAGAUGUGUCGGGAUUCAUCGAGACCUAUGGUCUCACGUGGUCUUUCAAGUGUAGAUAGAUGUUCAGCAGUAAACUCUAGUGCAGGCUGAGGUUGAAUUAAUUUAUAGUACGUUUGAUAUCAUGCU
Molecule: messenger RNA, 1892 nt
Organism: Seminavis robusta
Lineage: Eukaryota; Bacillariophyta; Bacillariophyceae; Naviculales; Naviculaceae
Source: the annotation of a GenBank genome assembly